This is a messenger RNA of Aspergillus chevalieri, 615 nucleotides long. RefSeq names its product H/ACA ribonucleoprotein complex subunit GAR1/NAF1. Gene Ontology annotation, molecular function: box H/ACA snoRNA binding. Gene Ontology annotation, biological process: snoRNA guided rRNA pseudouridine synthesis; ribosome biogenesis. The record is from RefSeq and is a predicted model, not a curated record. The coding region runs from base 1 to 615 and encodes 204 amino acids. NCBI's taxonomy places the organism in Eukaryota, Fungi, Ascomycota, Eurotiomycetes, Eurotiales, Aspergillaceae. The transcript has 6 exons. Gene Ontology annotation, cellular component: box H/ACA snoRNP complex.
AUGUCUUUUCGCGGAGGGGGCCGUGGUGGCUUCGCCACCGGUGCUAAUCGAGGAGGAAACUUUGGUGGUCGCGGUGGUCGCGGAGGCUUCCAGCCGUCGUUCGGUCCGCCCGCGCAGGUUCUGGAGAUGGGAAGCUUCAUGCAUGCGUGUGAAGGCGAGCUCGUUUGCGAAUCGAUCAACCCCAAGAUUCCGUACUUCAACGCCCCCAUCUACCUCGAGAACAAGACUCCCAUUGGAAAGGUCGACGAGGUCCUAGGUCCCAUCAACCAGGUGUACUUCACCGUUAAGCCUCAGGAGGGCAUUGUCGCAACCUCUUUCAAGCCUGGUGACAAGGUUUUCAUCGGCGGUGACAAGCUCCUGCCUCUGGAGAAGUUUCUUCCCAAGCCCAAGCCCCCACCGGGUGCUGCGAAGCCGAAGAGGGUUACCAAGCCUGGUGCUCGUGGUGGUGGAAUGAGGGGUGGACGUGGUGCUCCCCGCGGUGGCAGAGGCGGCGCUCCCCGUGGACGCGGAGGUUUCGGUGGAGGAUUCGGAGGUAGAGGAGGUGCCCCCCGUGGCGGAGGCUUUUCGAGAGGCGGCGGCCGUGGAGGUCGCGGCGGCCCUCGCGGCCGAUUCUAA